Molecule: messenger RNA, 5315 nt
Organism: Paramuricea clavata
Lineage: Eukaryota; Metazoa; Cnidaria; Anthozoa; Malacalcyonacea; Plexauridae
Source: the annotation of a GenBank genome assembly
AUGAAAUCAAACAAAAUUGAUCCAUCAGUUGUCGGCUUUCGUGAAGAUGUUCCACUAACAGAAUACGGCUUCGUAAAUGAAGGAGCUAGCAUCCCAGGAAGACAGACUCCAAUCGCCGGACAGAGAUUCAAAAAUAAAGCACGGAAAAUUGCAUCUGUUAAAGCCAUCACUCAGGCAAAGAUAUCCUCAACUAUCUGGCGAGAUAAAGCAACAAGACUUGUGAUGCGUCGUUCGAAGAGCAAGCGCUCGAAGCAACAGAAACCGUUUAAUGUCAUAGACACUAUAAAUGGACGGAAAAAUAUGCAGGCAACCCUCAGUGAUAUCGAAGAUGACGAAGAGAUGGAGCAAGAAGGAGUUAUAACUUAUGAAGAUGGUACACCCAAGCCACAAACCUCGUCAGCGAAGGCUCUAAAUCUUGACUCACAUAGCAAAGCACUUCUUCAUUAUUUUGCAAAGGUAAAGCUUGGAAUUUGCCCGAUAUAGAAAAUCCUAUGUUAAGUAGUCGUUUCACCCCAUGUUUGGCAGUGUCAAACUCAACACUAAUGUAAUACGACGACAAACGUGUUAUUUCACAUAGACUCAUAGUGAAGCAUUUGUUCAUUAUUUUACAAAGGUAAUGCUUGAGAUUCCUGGCUACUGACAUAGAGCAUCAUUUUAGCUCCGUUCAUAAGGGACUGGAUGAAUUUGGGACCGUAGUCACGUGAACACAUGGGACCGUACCCCGAAGUUCCGAACGGUUCUGGAUUCAUCCUUGUCUUGUGUGAAUUUGUCCUGUGUUGAUAAGUAUCAAGUAGUUAAGAACUCUCUUUUCGUCUUGUUUGGCUGUAUUCAACUUAAAUACAAUACUUUUUACUACCUGUGCCUCCAGAAAAUACUGAUAAAACGAAUUUUUUGUCAUUUAAACUGUGUGAGAACAUCCUUGGCUGAAAAGACUUCAAACUUCCUAACAUUCCCCUUGAAUAUUCAAGACUAUAAUAUGAAAGGACCAGACAUAUUGCGACACAAUUAAAGUUUCGUUUUAGAGUGGCACAAAAGAAGCAAAGUUUAUCACCUUCAUAAUUCAAUUAAACACACAUGUUUGCACUUUGUUUGUGCAGAUCAUGAAGGAGAAAUAUUUAGACAUAACAUGCACGAGUAAAUUUGGAAUAGAGUAGUAAAUUAGUAUCAAUUUCUAGUUAAUAAGCUGAUUUUUAGUUAUACGUGUAAAACGCAAUAAUCCUAACUAUUUCCGAAGGUUGCGGGUUCAGGCAACGAAGACGAAGUCAUUGACCUGGAAUUUGUUCAUUCUCUCAUCACCAACGGAGCUUCAGUGCAUACGACUGAUCGUCAUGGUCAGAGCGUCCUGCAUGAAGCUGCUAGAGACUGGGACCUAGGAAUUGCUGAAUUUUUAUUGGACAACGGUCAGUAUACUUAAUUUGUUUUCUUUUGUGGAAAUAUCACGUCUAUUCGGCAAUUCGUCGGUGGGAACACCUUGUCUGCCCAAAUUUGGAAAGUAAUCAGUCAAAGUUGUACAGUUUCAUUCGAUUUUGUACCUAGUCAUCUAUAUGCCUUCACCGUGGACUGAGAUGAUGAACGAGUACGUAACAGUCUCUACUCAUGAUCGGGCGUUCGCUUCCCUUGAUUUCCAUGUGUCUAUGGGUGCACUUAUUCCAAGAAGCCGGAUAUAAGCGCCGACCUACAGUAAUGAUCACUUAGGUAGUGAACAACAGUAGGAUUGAGCUUUAGCGCAUUCUGUUCCUUGAGUUGAAAAGAAACAUCAGAUCACUUUCUACAAUUCGUUCUGUCCAUUGUCGAAAUUUAGUCGUAUAGUCUUCAUCCACCGUCCUUUUCACGUAUUGCUGGUCAUUCUCUUUUGCUCUUCACUCCUUCUGACUUCCACUCAUGCAAUGCUGGAAUUUGUCAUAAUUUUCCAUUCCUAACACAUCUUCAACCAUGUCUUGGCGUUUCAGAGCGCUCUCGCACCUCGGCAUUCAUCACAUGUUCUUCCCUCGCCGUUCAUGAACCUGAUACUUAGGGUCUUUAUCUCCGAUCCUCCUCCCCUCCCUCGCCCACACCAGCUAGGAUGAUGUAGAUAGAGGUGGGGAUUAUAAGAAUGAAUGUGAAAUUACCAAACUUGCAAAUUGCGGAAUUCGAAGCCAGAAAGAGCGAACGACGUACGGCUCACAGUCUUUGGUUUCAUACGAUUGUGGUGUCACUGCCCACUGUCCUAUUACCUGUCAAUAUUUUUCUUGGUAUUGUACCCGUUCGUCGGUUAUAUAGAAGUUUAAUAUUGUCUUCUUGAACACUGCAGGCAUUGACGUAAACAUAGCAGAUAAAUACGGACGGACCCCUCUGCACGUGGCUGCCGCAGUGGACUACCCUGAAAUGGUUCAAUUCCUGAUCCUACGCGAUGCUUCCAUUGGAUCAAUAACGUACGGCGAAGAACAAACGCCUUUACAUUACGCGGCAAAGAAUGAUGCUACACAAUCACUCAAAAUGUUGUUGAAAUAUGGCGCAAAUAUGAAGGAUAGAGACUAUAAAGAAAGGACACCUUUACAGGUAUAAACUAAUUAGUAUAAUACUUAUAGUUCUGUCAGUUCAAAACUGUUCUUCCUAUAAAGGUCCAGUAAGAGUCAUCCUUUCUGGUUCCACUGUUUCUUUAACUAGGAGGAAAACCGUGGACUACAGUAAACUGAACUUGAAAUUAUGACCAGAAGCCGCUUGUACGAACACCAGAUAGCGCUAAUCCACCGUAUAGUGAUUCUUUCGACCGUUGUACAAUUGCUUGAAAAUCUUCAAAACUAGAAAAUAUGGACCCCGCAAUAAAUAAAAUGUCGCUUUUAUUUAUAAAUACUAAAGUUUCAUCUGGGUUAUACCAAUCAACGACCAAUUUUAGAAAUCACGAAAACAUCGCUAUCCGGUGGAUAUGGAGCUAUUCACCCUUCGUACAACCCAGGCAAGUACUUAUUACAGGGAUCACACUAGAGUGGCAAAUGUGAAAGACACACCACUGUUCCACAAAACUGCCCGAAUUUUAUUUGUACAAGGCAUCAUGAGUCGCAAGGGUCCUCUCAGAACCACCAACGAGACUAUCACAUACGAUUUACACUCGAGGCUAAAUAAAUUGUCAUAAUUGAUUACGCACACGCAUGGUUCUUGGUGUUCUAAUUGUCGCUCGAUUUACAGAUUGCUGCUGAGUUGGAUCGCUCAGAAACAGCUCGGAUGUUGGUAGAACAGGGAUCUCAUGCAGGAGUGAGGGAUAUCAAUGGAUUAUCUGCGCUUGUGCUGAUGAUAACCAAGAUGCCGUCAGUGGUAAGAAAUAUUAGAAAUCAAACAAUACUGACUCGUCAGCACCUAUUGUUUAAGAGAUGACAUUAUAUUAAAAGUUCAUAGGCGGAUUUUUUGGGGUGCAAUCGCUGCAUGGUGAGUCCCUGAAGCCGGAUACACCCUUCUGAAAGUGUUUCUGCCAGACGAGCCCAGAUUUACCCCUACUAAAGCUAUUAGUUGUUAUAUCUGAGAACAUGUUCACCGAGGACAGGUGAUGAUGUCAUCUGUCAUAACAAAUGAAAAUGUAUAUGUAUGUGAGAUAAAUGUAUAUGUAUGUGAGAUGAAUAAAAGGAAGCUCUUUUGCCCAGUUAAACUUUUUCAGUUAGUUCCAACGCUAAACCACGUAAUUACAAAUAGUUUCUUUCUUCAUUGGAAUAAGUGUUGCAACAACGUUCCAGGUUUGAGUUCCACCUUUAACAUACGACAAAUUAUUCUAUUUUAUUUGCUAGGCUAAAGAAGCACUCAACCAGUUCCAUUCUCUUGACCGAGCAAACAGAAAAGAGUACUACUUCUUAAAUUUCCUAGAACCCUUGGUUCCAAGAUGUCUGUCUUCAGGAGAUGCCAAAACCCCCCUGGAAGUCGUUGUUGAACAUAAACAGUUCGAUCUGAUCAUGCAUCCAGUAUUUCAACGGCUUAUCAAAGUCAAAUGGGAAUACUUUGGUCGGAGUGGGACCUGGAUCCAAAUGAUUAUGAAUGUAGGGUUUGUACUUGUGUGGACUGUACUUGCCAUCACGUUGCCUGGAAACGCCGCUGACCACUAUCUGCCUAUUUCCAAGAACUGGUGGCGACUAGGUAUCGAAGGAGUCGCGGUGGUUUUAACUCUUGUCGAAAUAUGCGUUGAGCUUAAAGAGUUUGCGAGAUCAAAAAAAGAGCACCAGAAGUGGUUGGAUUGGCGUGAACAACAACUCGACAGUGACCUGGAGUAUUGCCAUCCACGCUGGCCAGGAGAGGGUAAAUAUAUCAACCAAGAAAAGUCAUCACUACAUUCGCAAAACGUUUCUUACUUUCACGAUAAUUGGAAUUACUUUGAUUGGGUUACCUACGCUAUGAUCGGCGCCAGCAUUUUUACACACAUCGUAAAAGUGUCGGCAGGUAGCGUAACUACGGCGAAGAUUAACCGACGUUUCCUCGCCGCUACGAUUAUAUUCAUCUGGCUUCGUUUGAUGAAGACAGCUCGAGCGUUCACAUCCCUCGGUCCUUUCGUGGUCAUGUUAAGUCAUUUCGUGGGGGAUACUUUGAAAUUUGCGUUUUUGUAUCUUUUGUUUUACAUUCCGUUCAGCGUGGCGUUCUGGAUGAUUUUCGGCGCGGAACAAACGACAGCAGUAGACGGAUAUGGAACUAUAGAAGAACUACUGUUCAGUAUGCUACGGUUAACUGUAGUUGAUGAUUACAACUUUGAUGGCCUUAGCCAGGCAGAUCCAUUCAUGGCUAGAUUACUUUGCGCGUUGUACCUCAUUUUCUCUGCUAUAAUCUGCCUCAAUCUCUUCAUCGCUUUAAUGUCGGAUACUUUUCAACGUGUUUACGAUAACGCAAAAGCAAACGCGGUUAUGGAACAAGCUACGAUGAUUCUGAAUUUAGAGUCAAAACUUUCUGUUGGUAAGCGGAAAGCUUGCUCAGAUUUCAUCCAACAACGUUGUAAUCCUGAGGAACUUUACUACGAUGACGAUGCAGUGGAUGACAGUGAAGGAGAGCUCAAGAAAGUCACAUUCCAAGUGAAGGAACAACUAGAUGAUGUUCACGAGAUUCUCAAUGAAGUGCACACCGGUCAGUCGUUAAAAUCACGGUUCGAGUCCGAACUGGACGCCCUCAGACACACGGUCAGCGAACUUCAUAAUGAACAGCUCACUACUGUAGACAGAGUAGACAGGGAGGUUUCUGAAAUUAAGUUACUCCUCAGGCAGUUAGUGUCCGGGCAAGCUGCUGCGAAAUCCCGUCGGAGACGUUCGACUGCAAGCAAUGGCAGUACCGAAGGCUUGUCGACAAUCAACGAGACUGAAGCGACUGAUGAA